Molecule: messenger RNA, 1542 nt
Organism: Entrophospora candida
Lineage: Eukaryota; Fungi; Glomeromycota; Glomeromycetes; Entrophosporales; Entrophosporaceae
Source: the annotation of a GenBank genome assembly
AUGUCAUCUGCUCUAGCCUUAUCAGAAACAAUUAUUAAACAAAAAGAAACCGAACUCUUGGAAAAGGAAUUAAAUGCUUUUAUAGGAGUAUUAGAGAAAAUUCGGAGUAAUCGAAUUAAUCUAGAAGUGAUUAGGGUAGUUCGUGCUUUCGAACCAAAAUUACUUUCUGGUAUUGUUAAAGCAAUUUUAUCAAACGGUCAAUUAAAGCAAGAAAGAACUACCAAAGAAGAAACCUAUUUUACCUUGCUUCCAAUAACCCAAGAAAAAAAAAUUGGACUUAUUAAAGAGGUAGAGUUAAUUGCUGAAAAAGACCAAAAGCGUAAUUAUGAAAAUCAAAUUGACAAGUUGAAAAAAGAUUAUGAGGAUAAACUUAAUGCUGCUAAAGAAAAGAAAAUUAAAGAAUUAAAAUCGCAAAGGUUUGAUGAGAAAAGUUUUGAGCCAGAAAGAAAACGACUAGAAGAAUUGAGAGAAUUUUAUAAAGAGACCAAAGAUUUAGUUAAAUUGAGAAAAGUUAACGAAAGGAAAAAAAAUUCUUAUCAACAUAAGUUGGACACAAAUUUUAAUCCUGAAUUGACUUCUGAGCAAAAGGUCCAAAUUCAAGAAAGAUUAAAAAAUUUAAAUUCUUAUCCAAGCCCCAUUGAAGUUGCAGCAAGGUUGAUUGAAGAAGAGGCAAAGAAAAAAUUAGAUGAAGAGGACUAUGAUGCCUGCAAGGUUCUUAUUGCUUCGAAACAUAGAGAAUUCCCCCCACAGCCUCAAUUUAAAGGUUUUGAAAGGUUCCUAGAUAAGAGAGAUGAAAAAGAAGCAGAAAAAAAAGAGGGAAAGGUUACACUAGUUGAUGAAAAAACAGGAAAACGAAUUCGAAGAAAAAUCCCUUUUCAGAGUUUUUCAAAUAAUUUUACUUUGGUUUAUACUGAGAGUCGCUCUAUUUGCAUCAGAUUAAAAAAAGAAUUUCUUUUUAAUUUAAAAAAUCAUGAAAAGGAUGAAUGGAUAGAAAAAUCGGGGGAAGAUUCUGUGUAUAUUACCGAUGUCAAUUAUAACGAAUGGCAAAAAGAAAAUGGUGGAGGAGGAGAUGGAGAAGGUCACGCAUUAAUGGCAAAAUUUAAUAUCGCCAUUGAUGGUCCGGCGGGUUCUGGAAAAACUACCAUUGGAAAAUUGCUUGUUGAGAAACUUGGUUAUCAUUUUCUUGAUAGUGGUCUAUUUGAGUUGAUAAAAUAUGGAAAAGAAGCAGUUCUUACUUUGGAAGCAGAAAGGGAAAGACUAAACUCGUCCGCUAUCAGUGAUUUGGCUUCUCAGUUGUCUCCUCUUCCUGAGUUGCGAAGGAUUAUUUUGGAAUUCCAACGAGAAUUAACCAAGGAAAAAGAGGAGAGGGCUCGACGCCGAAAUAGCCAAUUUAAGGAAAAAUUAAUUUCUUCCGAAGUCAAAAAGGAAUUACAAGAACGAGAUGAACGAGACCGAAAAAGAAAAAUUUCUCCCCUAAUAAAAACUGCUGAUAGUUGGGAAUUGGACACUACUUAUUUAUCUCCGGCUGAGAAAGUAGUCUGA